Messenger RNA from Telopea speciosissima, 3802 nucleotides. Its product is annotated as isoleucine--tRNA ligase, cytoplasmic. Gene Ontology annotation, biological process: isoleucyl-tRNA aminoacylation. Gene Ontology annotation, molecular function: tRNA binding; isoleucine-tRNA ligase activity; ATP binding. The record is from RefSeq and is a predicted model, not a curated record. The transcript is spliced from 27 exons. Bases 104 to 3667 code for a protein of 1187 amino acids. Lineage: Eukaryota; Viridiplantae; Streptophyta; Magnoliopsida; Proteales; Proteaceae.
AAACGCUCUGCUUCUUCUCCUUUCUCCGGCGGCGACUGACAAUCCUACACUCUUUAGCUCGCUCUGAUUCGAUCCCAAAACCUGCAAACCUCUAACCCUAGGAAUGGACGAAAUAUGCGAAGGGAAGGAUUUCUCCUUCCCAAAAGAAGAAGAAAAGAUUCUGAAGUUAUGGGACGACAUCAAAGCCUUCGAGAAUCAGCUCAAACGAACCGAGAACAUGCCAGAAUACGUCUUCUAUGAUGGGCCACCAUUCGCUACUGGCCUGCCUCAUUAUGGACACAUACUUGCAGGAACAAUCAAGGACAUUGUUACAAGGUACCAGUCUAUGCUUGGGCACCAUGUGACGAGGAGGUUUGGAUGGGAUUGCCAUGGGUUACCUGUUGAACACGAGAUCGAUAUCAAGUUGGGGAUUAAGAGUAGAAAGGAUGUUGAGGAGAUGGGGAUCGAUAAGUAUAACGAGGAGUGUAGGAGUAUUGUUACGAGGUAUGUUGAGGAGUGGGAGAUUAUUGUGAAGAGGACUGGGAGAUGGAUUGAUUUUAAGAAUGGUUAUAAGACGAUGGAUCUUACAUACAUGGAAGGGGUUUGGUGGGUUUUCUCGCAGCUUUAUGAGAAGGGUUUGGUUUAUAAGGGUUUUAAGGUUAUGCCGUACAGUACUGGGUGCAAAACCCCGCUUUCGAACUUUGAAGCCAACUUGAACUAUAAGGAAGUACCCGACCCUGAAAUUAUGGUGUCUUUCCCAAUAGUUGGUGAUCCACAUAAUGCAGCUUUUGUGGCAUGGACGACAACGCCAUGGACUCUUCCGAGUAAUCUUGCUCUUUGUGUCAAUGCAAAUUAUACCUAUGUAAAGGUACGAGAUAAGGUAUCUGGAUCAACAUAUGUUGUUGCUGAAUCUCGAUUAUCUCAGCUACCCAGCAAGAAACCAAAACCAGAUACACCAAGUGGACCAGUUCAAGAUCCAAAACAUUCGAAUUCGAAUUCGAAGAGCAAAAGCUCCUCGAAUGAAAAAGUUAAGAAUGCGGUGGAUACUGGAUCUUAUGAGUUGCUAGAGAAAGUCACUGGUGCUUCUCUGGUGGGGAUGAAGUACGUCCCACUAUUUGAUUACUUUAUGGAGUUGUCAGAUGCUGCAUUUAGAGUUGUUGCGGACAAUUAUGUCACUGAUGAUAGUGGUACGGGUGUAGUUCAUUGUGCUCCUGCAUAUGGUGAAGAUGAUUAUCGUGUUUGCAUUGAGAAUCAAAUAAUCAAUAAGGGAGAGAGCCUAAUUGUGGCAGUUGAUGAUGAUGGCUCCUUUACUGAUAAAGUUUCAGACUACAGGGGGAAGUAUGUCAAGGAUGCCGAUAAGGAUAUUAUUAAUGAUGUGAAGGCCAAAGGCAGGCUUGUUAAAUCUGGAAGCUUUAUGCAUUCUUAUCCGUUCUGUUGGAGAUCUGAUACCCCUCUUAUUUAUAGAGCAGUUCCAAGCUGGUUUGUUGCAGUGGAAAAGUUGAAAGACCAAUUGCUAGAAAAUAACAGGCAAACAUACUGGGUUCCCGAUUAUGUUAAGGAAAAACGUUUUCACAAUUGGCUGGAAAAUGCUAGAGAUUGGGCUGUCAGUCGUAGUAGGUUUUGGGGUACUCCUCUUCCUAUAUGGAUUAGUGAGGAUUGGGAGGAAAAGAUAGUCAUGGAUUCGAUUGGAAAACUGGAACAGCUCUCUGGGGUUAAGGUGACUGAUCUGCAUCGUCACAAUAUUGAUCAUAUCACCAUUCCAUCUAGUCGUGGCCCAGAGUUUGGUGUUCUUCGACGAGUUGAUGAUGUAUUUGAUUGCUGGUUUGAGAGUGGUUCCAUGCCCUAUGCUUAUAUCCAUUACCCAUUUGAGAAUGUUGAACUGUUUGAAAAUAAUUUCCCUGGGCAUUUUGUGGCUGAGGGACUGGAUCAAACUCGUGGAUGGUUCUAUACUCUUAUGGUUCUGUCUACUGCGUUAUUUGGAAAACCUGCAUUCAGGAAUCUCAUUUGCAAUGGUUUGAUAUUGGGUGACGAUGGGAAAAAAUUGAGUAAAAGAUUGAGGAACUACACAUCACCUAUGGAAGUCAUAAAUGAUUAUGGAGCUGAUGCAUUACGAUUGUACAUUAUAAAUUCCCCAGUUGUGCGUGCGGAGCCUUUAAGGUUCAAAAAGGAUGGAGUUUAUGCUGUUGUGAAAGAUGUCUUUCUUCGAUGGUAUAAUGCUUAUAGAUUUCUUGUUCAGAAUGCAAAAAGGCUUGAGGUUGAGGGCCUUGCACCAUUUGUUCCAACUGAUCAAAUCACUCUUCAGAUGUCGGCAAAUGUGCUUGACCAGUGGGUCAAUUCUGCAACAGAGAGUCUUGUUCACUUUGUUCGCCAAGAGAUGGAUGCUUAUAGGCUGUACACGGUGGUACCAUAUCUUUUGAAAUUUAUUGACAACCUUACAAAUAUUUAUGUACGGUUCAACCGGAAGAGACUGAAAGGCCGUACAGUGGAGGAAGACUGCAGAACAGCAUUGUCGACCCUUUACCAUGUUCUUCUAACUACAUGUAAGGUGAUGGCCCCAUUCACGCCAUUCUUUACCGAAGUUCUUUAUCAAAAUAUGCGUAAGGUUUGUAAUGAGUUGGAGGAAAGCAUUCACUAUUGCAGUUUCCCUCAAGCAGGAGGAAAGAGAGAUGAACGCAUUGAACAAAGUGUAACAAGAAUGAUGACAGUUAUUGAUCUUGCACGUAACAUUCGUGAGCGUCACAACAAACCUCUGAAAUCACCACUUAUGGAGAUGAUUGUGGUUCAUCCUGACACCAGCUUUCUUGAGGACAUUGCUGGUAAACUAAAAGAGUAUGUGCUUGAAGAGCUCAAUAUUAGGUCACUUGUUCCAUGUAAUGAUCCUCUGAAAUAUGCUUCUUUACGUGCGGAGCCUGAUUUCAGUGUAUUGGGUAAACGGCUAGGAAAAGCUAUGGGAACUGUUGCCAAGGAAAUCAAGGCAAUGUCUCAGGCAGAUAUCUUAACAUUUGAGCAAGAUGGAGAAGUAACAGUUGCUGGACACUGUUUGAAGAGGACUGAUAUCAAGGUUAUUCGGGAAUUCAAGCGUCCAGAUGAUAAGGAAAAGGAGUUUGAUGCUGCUGGAGACGGUGAUGUUUUGGUGAUUUUGGACAUGCAUGCUGAUGAGUCAUUGUCUGAUGCGGGUGUUGCUCGAGAGGUUGUUAAUAGAGUCCAAAAGUUACGUAAGAAAGCUAGGCUUGAACCGACGGACAUUGUAGAGAUGUACUUUGAAUCACUUGAUGACAACAGAACCAAGCUGCAUCAUGUCUUGAAUUCACAAGAGCCUUAUAUCAGAGACACACUUGGUUCUCCACUUCUUCCUUCUUCUGUGACUCCAUCCACCGCCGUUUUGCUUUGCGAGGAAGCUUUCCAUGGUGUGUGUGGAUUUUCAUUUAUUAUCAGAUUAGCGAGGCCCACACUAUCUUUCAAUUAUGAUGCUGUUCUUGCAUUGUAUUCAGGCAAUGUGAAAUUUUCUGAAGGUUUACUGAUCUAUUUGUUGUCAAGAGAUUACCAUAACCUGAAGUCAGAGUUCCAAAAUGGCAAUGACAAGAUCACUGUAGAUUGUAUAGAAGGUCAGCCAGCAGUGGAUGUGCUUUUGAGGAAACACGUAUUCUUAACCACUGGAGAUCUCUAUUUGAGUACCAGAACAGAUUGAUUUUCCUUGAGAAGGUUUAUCUCCUUCAAUUAUUAGUAAUAUUAGCUUUGGAAGCUAGCUCUUAUGAGCCAUUUUUUCUGUACUCUUCAACUUACAAAUUCAAAAAUUUUAUUAAUGAAAGAAAAAUAUUGUAUU